Galleria mellonella (greater wax moth) is the source of this 3551-nucleotide messenger RNA. RefSeq lists its product as uncharacterized. Gene Ontology annotation, cellular component: extracellular matrix. Gene Ontology annotation, molecular function: cell adhesion molecule binding. The transcript is spliced from 6 exons. Gene Ontology annotation, biological process: cell adhesion; extracellular matrix organization. The coding region runs from base 195 to 3326 and encodes 1043 amino acids. NCBI's taxonomy places the organism in Eukaryota, Metazoa, Arthropoda, Insecta, Lepidoptera, Pyralidae. The record is from RefSeq and is a predicted model, not a curated record.
CUGUCGUCGCGUUAGCCCACUACCACGCGAUUUAAAAAAAAAGCUCAUCGUUGUUUAUGGUCAAUUUUAAAUUUGGAAACUAGUGAGGUGCAAGUGCUCUGGAUUGAUUCGUGUAAAGUGCGAGGAGCUUUUUGUUGAACUGUGGUGUGUUGUGUGUGAUGGUACUCAGCCGCUCUAUUCGUUGAGAGUGCAGCAUGAGGGGUACAGUUUGUCAGUUUCUGCUGUUGGCGCAUGCGGUCUGUGCCAUCACAGGACCUAGGUCAGAAAAUGAGUACGAUAGAAGAAGACAAGUAUCACUGGGCCAUCCAGGUUUCAGUGAACAUCAAACGAGAUUUGGCUUGAAUUCGCCGCUGCAGAACUUCCAGUCGCAAGGCUCUCUACUCAGCAGCCCAUCACCGAGUCCACUUCAGUUCCCUCAACCGAUCUUCUCACAGCCCCAACCGCAGCCAUCAUUCGUGCCUCCACAAUUCAACAAUAUUCUGCCCAAUCCUGCCAUUCCGACAAAUGUUGGCAUCCAAAAUAAUCUGCCCUUACCGAAUAAUAACGCGUUCCAAUUCUCUCAACCACCAGUCAAUCCACCUACUCUUCAGAACAACUUCCCUCCGUCGAAUUUGAGACCACUACAGCAAAACCAAAAUGUACUUCCGCAACCAGCUCCUACUUUGCCUACUUUCCAAAAUAACGGGCCUCCCAUUGCCCAAAAUGCACCUUCUUUCAAUCACAAUGCUCCUAGUAAUACAGUAAAUAUACAGCCAAGACCAACGCAGCCAGCUUUUCUACCAACAGUUCCAGAAUCACAAAACCAGCCAAUUUUCAAUCACCCGAAUCCUAUAACUAUUCAACCUGCACCUAAUCUAGCCCCACAAAACUUAAAUUUAAACAAUGCACAAAUCCCUUUCCAAUCUAAUUUAGGUCAAGCGCCGCUCUUCUCAAAUGGACAGUCAUCUCAAAUACAAAAUUUCUUUGAGCAACAGUCUAAAGAAAACCUUGAGAAACUAAAAGAGCUUCAAGAGAGACAAAGAAUAAUUCAAAAGCAUCAGGAAUUUGUACAAAAACAGCAACAGAAACAGCAAGAGAAAGUAGAGAAAUUACAUGAAGAGUUCUUAAGUAAACAAGCAACAAAAACUAUACCAACUGUUUCAACGACAGAAAACUAUCAGAAUUUCUACACCCGUAGCCAAGAUAAACAUCGACCAAUCUUACCUCAUGAGACAGAUUUAUUUAGAAAAGCUUUGGAAAUUUAUGAAAAGGAGCAUCCAACAACUACAACUACCACUACUACAACGACCACCACGACUACACCCGCACCGACACCUAGGUACAAACCUAGACAGAAGCCAAAGCCCAGAAAUCCUCCACAAGAUAGAAAAAAGCAACAACUCUACAAUGAAAUUAAGAAUUUACUUGAAGAAAGCGAGACAAAAGGUUUUGAUGAUAGUUUAAGAGCAAAAAGUGUAGCUCUUUUACAGAAACCAGACAUUCUCAAACAGUUAAAAGUAGCAUUAGCAGAGAAUCCCGAAGACUUUAACGAAAAGAACUUUACGUCACGGGAAAUCUCUUUAAAUGGUCAAAAAUUUGAAGUGAUUAGAACCACUAAUCCUAAUUUGAUUCCAAAAGGAGCAAUAACUGCAGACAGCCCAGCUAACUUGGCACAAAUUGUAGCUAAUACCCAAGCACCACAGAAAGAAAGUCGUAUUUCUUUCGAAGAUUUGACAAAAGGUGUAUUGCCUCCUGGAGCAAACUUUGAGCUCAUUAAACAAUCCGAUAAUGGCAAACUUGAGGAAGUCUCCAAAAUACCCAACACACUUCAAAAUAAAAAGAAAGUUACAUUUGUUUUCUUAGAAGAGCAAGACGAUGGCUCUUUUAAAGUUAAAGGCGUUAAAGCUAAUGGUCAACAAACAGAAGAAGGACCCGAAGUGGAAAAUAUUCUAAAUAAAAUAAAGAAAGGUGAAAUACAGUUGCCUGGAAAACUAUCAAAUAGUAUUUUAACUUCCACUACAGCUAAUCCUACGACAGAAGCGAAUGACUAUGUAGCUGAACCAUCUCAUCUUCCUUCGAGUUACUCUAGUUUUAUCACAACAUCUAGCCACGGAACAAUAGGUCAUAAUCUUGUAUCACAUACAACGCCAACUCCGAACACUUAUCGAAGUAGUGUAAGCCAAUCUACGAGACCCACUCAACCUCAAACACAGACAUUCGCACCAUCGACUCGAACAGUAUCUACGACUGAAAGAUAUAUCGCCAAAUCGACUUCUCCUACCUACGAUUUUACAGCGAAUAGAAAUAGUCACAGUUCAUCAUCACUUUCUACACCCUCAUCUUCCUUCCCGAGCUCAACGUUUUCGAGUAUCAUCAGUACAACGCCGGCUUAUCGACAUAAUACUCCAGAAGACCUUGUGGUAAUAGGAUCCAGUGUGGUUCCACCAACAGUGGAAAUAACCAACGCACCUUUGAACUACGGAAGGCAAAUCAAUCCUGGACUUGUCGAAAUCUUAAAAGAGAACGGCUUAUUUGCGACUGCUAAAUACUUGCGUCAAUCUGGAUUAGACACGAUUCUGAACGAGACUGGGCCGUAUACGAUUUUUGCACCGACCGAUAAAGCGUUCAGAACGUUAUUGGUCCAACUUGGCGGUCCCGAUAGAGCCGAAGAGAAAUUCCGUGAUAAUCCACGUCUGCUCAGUGGCCUGCUCCUCCAUCACGUGAUUCCCGGUGCGUUCGAUAUCGCAUCCCUACAAGACGAGAUGACUGGGGUAUCUCUGGCAGGAACCCAACUGCGUGUCAACCAGUACGAUAUGCAUGACGUGGAGUGGAAUGAGGUGCGAGUGACCACAAUCAACGGUGCCAGGGUCUUGGAAGACAAGAAAGACAUUCACAUACCGCAGGGCAUAGCUCACGCAGUAGACCGGGUGAUGUUCCCGCUGCCAGUCGGCGAUCUCGUGCAGACACUGCAGGCAGACAGAGAUAGGAGGUUCACAACGUUCCUGAAGGCAAUACACGCGAGUGGAUUCGCUGACACGCUUGCAGAAAGCAAAACCUACACAAUUUUCGCGCCAACGGACGCGGCGUUCGCGCGCCUACAACCGACCGAACUGUCACGGUACUCAGAGAAAGCGGCAGCGCGCGCACUCGUUGCUAGACAUGUUCUGCCAGGCACGUUGUACAGUGCCGGCAUGAGGUAUUACCAACUGAGGAACUCCAUGGAGGAUGCCAAGCCGCUGACGUUGCAGAAGAACGCCGGUCGCAUCAAAGUGAACAAUGCACAAGUGAUAACCCACAACAUACCUGCAACAAACGGCGUCAUCCACGCCAUAGACAAUAUCCUGUGAAGUGCGCCCGCGCAUCCACUCCCGCCAAAUUAGCUUCAGUGAAGCUUUCAAUUGUCUAUUCUUCGAAAUUAUAUUCUUAUAACUUUUGUAAACAGAAUUUGCAAUGAGCGACGCUUUAAUUUUAUUUUUUAAAAAUAUAAUAAGAUUGUAAAUAUAAAUUUUAGACUAAGAAAUUAAUUUAUAUACAUGUUAAUGUUUUUGUAAAUAAAUCUAAUAAUAUUAUUA